UGAGUUUACCGUAACCAGAUGUUGACAUAAACAUUCAAAUUAAUUGUAGAGAAAGGUAGAAAUACAGACUGCACCUCUGUCUUACAUACUUUAUUUGUUAAAUGAUCCAAACAUGUCGUCUAUGGUUGUUUAUCAUAUGUUUUUGUUUACAGCAUUGUCAGUGGAUGGUGGCUGGAGUGAGUGGAACUCCUGGAGUAUCUGUACCAAGCCAGUUGGUGGUAUACAAACAAGAAAGAGAGAAUGCACCAAUCCAGAACCAGGACGUUGUGGGAAACACUGCGAUGGGACCGGAGCACUGUUGAGAGUAUGUAGCAACAUGUCCAGUUGCCAACAAGAAUUUCCCCUGCGUUUUGAAACAGAGAAGAACCCAUCUUUUGGUACAAUGAAGAUAUUCUCAAACAGCAGCUGGCAAAAGCUUUGUACCAGUCAAUGGGAUGAAGCAGAUGAAAAUUCAACCUGCAUGGCCAUGGGCUACUAUAACAACGGUGCUAAUGACACAUGGUACGCAGAACGUGGCAAUGCUACAGAGAUGUCCACCCACUACAACUGCACCAUUCCCACCAGAUGUCAAAACAAACAACAAUUUUGCAAAGGUAAUAUUCAAUUGCACUCAUGUAAUAUCCACACGAUCUCCAAAGAUGAUAACUUGAUAGAUUUACUAACACUCCAGAUAUGA
Messenger RNA from Pocillopora damicornis (cauliflower coral), 676 nucleotides. RefSeq lists its product as uncharacterized. Gene Ontology annotation, cellular component: membrane. Gene Ontology annotation, molecular function: protein kinase activity; ATP binding. Gene Ontology annotation, biological process: protein phosphorylation. NCBI's taxonomy places the organism in Eukaryota, Metazoa, Cnidaria, Anthozoa, Scleractinia, Pocilloporidae. The record is from RefSeq and is a predicted model, not a curated record.